Molecule: messenger RNA, 2871 nt
Organism: Penicillium soppii
Lineage: Eukaryota; Fungi; Ascomycota; Eurotiomycetes; Eurotiales; Aspergillaceae
Exons: 3
Coding region: 1-2871 (956 amino acids)
Source: RefSeq, a predicted model, not a curated record
AUGGUCAAAUCAGACGUACGAAGUGAUUAUUAUGCGGACCUGGGGCUCUCACCCAGCGCAGAUGCCGAGGAUAUUAAAAGACAAUUCAGGAAACUGGCACUUUUGUACCACCCGGACAGAAACCCAGGAAGAGAAGCCGAGUUCAACGCCAAAUUCCAGGCCAUCCAGGCUGCCAACGAAAUCCUCAGUGACCCUAAAGAGCGGAUUAAGUACGACACCGAACGUUUGCGCGCAGGAUACGGCAAGAAUUAUGUACCAUCCAGAGCGAAUACCCAGCGCAAAUCACAACCACCCAGUUAUCCGCCUCGCCCUGCAGCUACUCCCACACCAUCGGCCAAACCACAAUAUGCGAAAACACCACCGAAUGGACCGUCAGCUGGUGCACGACGAUACGCAUCCCAUGCGCGUGCCGGUCCACAGCAGUGGAAGUCCCAGGACACUGCGGAAACAAGGGCCGAUGCUUACGCGGCAUUUGCCAAUAUGAGAGGAGGAAAUAAGUCUGGAUGGCAGGGCUUUGAUCCUGCAACUGGUCGUGCUUCAGCUAGCACACCAGGUCCUGGGGCCCAACGUCACCCUUUUGGAGCUUCUGCGCAGUCCACUCGGCCGAAAUCCGCCUUUGAGGCUUUCCAAAACGCCCAUACUAAUGCGCAGGCUCACAGCACUAGGAAAAAGCAGGGCUUUGCGCCAGGCGCUGCUGGAGGUGAUGAGCCCAUGGCCCGCAAUACUUCCGCCUAUAGCAGUAGCAGUCGAACCGAACGACCAAGCAGCCAAUACUUUGAGCCUGCUCCGCCGCCAACGGCCAAGAAACCCGCAGAGCCUGAGCUGUCUUCUAAGCAACAUCAAUUUACCCCAGAGUUUGAACGAUCCAGCAGGAUAUACGCUCAAGCGGGCAGGGGUGAGAAAACCUUCGUUUCAGGCAGUGGAUUAGGUCGCUCCCAGACUUUGCGAACCCCAUCAGGGUCGACUCGUCCAAAUGUGAAUGCCAAUACAUCCAGUCCUGCGUCAGGCCGAUCUGGAAGACACCGUAGCGCCAGCCCCAAGGCGAGACGGAACCCCACCAACUAUGACUCCACUAGCUCGAGUGAAUCGGAGGAGGAUAUGCCCAAACCAAAGGCCGUGCCGAAGAGUCGACUGCGGCCAGAACAAAAGUUUGCAGACUUCCAUCGCCAGCAUACACAAGGACCCAGAAACGGUGAGGACCUCCUCUUUUCCUACAGACUUAAACAUGGGAUACCAGGCAUCCCAGACUUCGUUUUCGACCUGCCAGUCUUUCCAGAUUACCUACUACCACUACCCCAUCCUCCCUGCGGAUUUUAUCCGAUACCACAGGUUUCUUCCCACUUUGAAACCCAAUAUACUGACUGCAACGACCCUAAAGGACAUACCUCGGAUAGCGCAGCUUUCCCAAAAAGCUCGUUUCGGCCGGACCAGGCCGAUUCUUCAGGCUCCUCCUCUUCUCUUAAUGUUGAGCAUGGGAUCAAUACACGGCGACCUCAGCCUACUCCAUUCGGUCGUAGCAGCACAAGUGACUUGCAUAAAAAGUUUUCUGCGGAUGAUUGGCGCGAUCAUUUAAGUCAGUUCGAUUUCAUGGGCUCUGUUUCGCCGGCCAAGGAUUCACUUCCAAAAUCGCCCGCUUCACAAACCCGAGCACGAGCAGCCCAGCGAAACGGAGCUGGGUCCCCAAUCUCGAAUCCCUUCGGUCCUACACCAUUAUAUCAAACUUCCGACUCCGCCAAAACCCAACAACAACCUACUCCCUUUGCGCAAGCCAAGUUCUCUGCAGAUUCGUGGUCCGAGCAACUUCGAAAUCUCUCCUGGACAGCUCCCGAGGCAGAUAAAACUCGGCAAGCAACGAAUUCGGUGCCACCCCGGAGUCCUAAGAAACAGCCCAGGGCUGGCACCAAAGUACGGGGGGCGCCGCAGCCUGCAAGUGUUGCCACCGAAGCGGAUGAGGCCAAUGCGACACUUGAUGAGCAGAACCCUCUUGGGCCACCACCGCGAGCAGACGCAGCGCCGGAUGUUGACGUUGAGGAGAUGGAUCUCGACGAAGACCUCUCUACUCCGCCAGGCGGACCACCUGUCCCAGGCAAAGUCUCACUUGACAGAUCAGGCAGUGGCAGCUAUCCUGAUUUGGCUUCUCAAGCUGCGCCGGAAUCCCCAGCCAAGAAGCCCAGACAUCCUCCUCGAACCGAAAACAGCACACCAAACUCACCAUCUAGACCCGCUCUUUUUAACCUAGACAACCUCCGCAAUGCCGCUCCGUUUGCCAAUACAACCGGUGGAGGCAUCGAGAACCUUGAGGAUUUCCGCACAACUCUCCCAUUCGACUCCCAAGCCAAGCAACAAACAACCACAAAACGCGACAUUCGACCACGAGAACUCCAACUCCCGAAUCCCCCCAAACGCCCCAUGGCCCCCGAUCCCAUUUUAUUCCCAGGUUCCUCCAAGCCCGUCCUGCCUCGCGACAAAUGGAACUGGUACGUCUCCGCAAUGGGGGCAUACAUGCACGAAUGGAACUUAUUCAACCGUCGCAUGCUCACGCACUUCAACGCACGUCAACACGCGAAUGAGACCGGUCUCGCGCCAGGCUGGAUCAGUGCCGUUGGUGACUCAACGCGUUUGAGAAUAGGCCCCGACGAUGAAAGCAACGGCACUGACGGCAAGACGAAGAUCCGCGAGGAUAGUGAUGACAUCGACGAGUUUCUUAUUCCUGAUUCGAAUAAGGGCGGCUUCAGUGCCUACCUUCGUGGCGUUGAGGAGGAUAUCCAAGUGCGGAAGCAUUGGGAUGUUGCUUCCGAGUUGCACCGUGAAUGUAUUCUUGAGCUUGGAAAAUUAAGAGAGUGGAUUCGAAAUGGAGGGAAAGUCGCCUAG